This is a messenger RNA of Physcomitrium patens, 1200 nucleotides long. RefSeq lists its product as uncharacterized. Lineage: Eukaryota; Viridiplantae; Streptophyta; Bryopsida; Funariales; Funariaceae. The record is from RefSeq and is a predicted model, not a curated record.
AGAAUGUGAAUACUUUGAAGCAUGCUUUGAUUUUUGCCAGCGGAACAAACUGCAAACUGUAGCUACUUCACUGACAUGCCGUUGAAAUCUCUGCUCUGAAAGUGUGUGGUGAGUUACGAAAAUUCUGGGCCGACUUGCUCGUGGUGACCUGUUCCGAGGAGGGAGUGUUUAAAACGACGGUGGCAACGCUCUAACACUCAGACUUAGGGCUCUGGAGUGAGAGGUCUAUCCUUCCUGGAGUGCUGAAAACCGUCGUGCAGCACCGAUGUGACAGGAAGUCAUCUCGGUCCGUUCAAAUCACCGACUAUGAAUUCUCUGAGUGCCAAUUCCAAGUCCCACGUGAUGCCAAAAGCACUGUUAUUCUCUCUGCUGGCAUUAUCGGCUCUGCUGUUAGUGGUUGCGAUCGAUUCCGGCGAGCUUGAGGACAAUGGCAGAAACGAAGUUGCGCUAUUAGAAUCGAAGAGGCCCACUGGCCGAUUCUUACUCCAACGUAAUAACCCACGCGGUUACUACUGGUGGAACGAAUGCUACAGCGACAAUCGCUGCAGGCGUCUGUACCCAGGACCUGAGUACCGCGACAUAAGAUGCUGCUGGAACACAAGAAACAGCCUGCUGUGCAUCGACGUGGGUGGGGAAGAUAGAUUCAAUUGUGGUCGCUGCGCCCAGGCCUGCAACUGGCCUCGAAGCUGCUGCGGAGGCGUUUGCGUGAACCUGAAUUCCAACAGGAACAACUGCGGGCGCUGUGGAAACAUGUGCGGUAGAGGCGAUCGUUGCAUCCGAGGCAUGUGUAAUUACAACUGAUCGCAACUGUGCGUGGGUGCGUCGGCAAACUACCACUCAUUCUCACAACUUCAUCUAGUUCUCUACAACACCUAUAUAUAUAUAUAUAUAUAUAUAUAUACAUAUACAUACAUAGAGAUAGAUAGAUAUGUGUGUGUGUGUGUAUUGACAUACAAUCACUACCAUCGCAGCCAGUGCUUGAAUCAAUCCCUUACAUGCACCUGAGUCAGUCCUUCAAAAACUACUUGAAGCCGUCAGAUGCUCGCUUCAGGGCCUAGAAUACACGUUUAAAGAAACUAUUCAUAAUGUAGGAAAUUAGUCGAUCAGAUCGACGUCGAGAAGGGCUGUUAACGACGAAGACACUGAUUUUUGCAUAAUUCUAUUAAAUACAAGUUUUAAAGUUUUAUUCAUUAAAUCAAA